Molecule: messenger RNA, 5891 nt
Organism: Dreissena polymorpha
Lineage: Eukaryota; Metazoa; Mollusca; Bivalvia; Myida; Dreissenidae
Product: E3 ubiquitin-protein ligase rnf213-alpha-like
Molecular function (GO): ubiquitin-protein transferase activity; ATP hydrolysis activity
Source: RefSeq, a predicted model, not a curated record
AAAUCCUCAAGGUGACGUUAUCCAUUUACAUGCACGACAGGAACCAGCCUCUUCCGUUGUCAGACGAAGUUCUCGUGUGCCACACAGACACGACAAUUGAUGAGAUUGAAAUAUUCUGGCGUCGGGCAGUUUUUGCUGAUGGGAGAAAGAUUCAUUGUCUCGUAAAUGCCGAUAUUCUAAAUUACGACGUUGGCGAGGCCACGGAAAGGAUUUUGCACGACUUAAUUUUGGAAACAUACCAUAAAACCGAUCUGAAAUAUCGUAUGUUCAUCAUCUGUGGAUCGGACAAUGAAUAUCGGUGUCCGUUGGUGGCCUCAUUAGGCAAGUUUAUUCGACAAGUUCAGACAGUCCACCAAGAUGCGGUGAAGAAAUAUGUGGAAGAUAAAUUAGUGGUGCCCGUGAACAGGAUUCACUCUGUAUCGUGUGUCGACUUCAAACGAUGUUCUGCACGCCUUGUCUUGUCAACACGAGCCGGUGUUGGAAAAUCCUUAUAUGUACAGCGGCAGACUCAAGCCAUGAAACAAAAAUUCGCCAGAUCGAAAGUAGUUGACACAAACGUUGUAAAAAUACCUUUACAAGAGAAUCGAUGUGGCGUCAUCAACCCGUCGUGGUCAGAACUGCAAAACUUUGUCUGGUUUCUUAACACCCAACUUGUUGAUUACGAGAAUAAUCAGUUCAUAAGCAAUGCAGCCAGUGAAGACCUCCCUGGAUUUGCAACGUUUGUUCUUCGAUUUCUCAUGCAAAUGUCAAAGGAUUUUGCAACCCGUUCACUACACAUAAGUGAGGAAAGCCCGUCUACAUCUUUCUUGCAUGACGAAGAUGAAACGAUGGUAGACGAAGCAAUUCUUAAUAGACUUGCACUUCGGAGAACUUGGGAAAGCAGUCCGCACCCGUACCUGUUUUUCAACUCAGAUCACUUCACAUUCACGUUUUUGGGCUUUUUCAUUGAUAAAACCACUGGUAAUUUGAUUGACCUACAGACUUCACGCGUGCUUGAACAAGCUAUUAUGGCGCCGAAUCUAUACGAUGCCCUUGAUAGAAACAGAGUUCCUCUCCAAGAAAACUUUGAUAAUCUGCAACGAGACCAGAAGAUAUUGAAAUUGUGCAAUGUUAUGGGUAUCGGAGUACCACAUGAUCCAGACAGUACCUAUGAGCUAACAACGGACAAUGUCAAGAAAAUAUUGGCGAUCUAUAUGAGAUUUAGAAGUGACAUUCCUGUUGUUAUAAUGGGUGAGACCGGAUGUGGUAAAACACGACUGGUCAAGUUCAUGUGUGCCCUGCAGUGUCCACCAGGAGUAAACGUCAACAAUAUGAUUCUGAUGAAGGUGCAUGGUGGAACAAUUAAAGAAGAUAUUAAACGAAGUAUCACGAAAGCGGAAGAACAAGCCAGACAAAACGCUCGAAUAAUGGCUGAAUACAAAACGAAGAUAUACACUGUAUUGUUCUUUGAUGAAGCGAAUACCACGGAGGCGAUUGGACUCAUUAAAGAGGUCAUGUGUGACAAAUCUAUUUGUGGUGAACCACUGAAGUUCUACGAGAACCUAAAAGUUGUAGCAGCCUGUAACCCAUACAGAAAGCAUCCUGAUGAGCUAAUCCACAAACUGGAACAAGCUGGUCUUGGUUAUCAUGUUGACGCUGACGAAACAACCGACAAGCUGGGUCGAAUUCCAAUGAGGCGACUGGUUUAUAGAGUUCAACCGUUACCGCAGAGUUUGCUGCCUUUGGUUUGGGAUUUUGGACAAUUAAACACGGACGUGGAAAUUUUAUACGUCCGACAAAUGGUGAAAAGAUAUAUCGAUGAAGACACUCUUCCCGAUUCAAGAUCUUUAGUUGACGUUAUUAGCAGAAUUCUAAUAGAAUCACAACAGUUCAUGAGAGAACAAAAGGAUGAAUGCAGUUUUGUGUCUCUGAGGGAUGUACAAAGAGCGCUGCUGGUUAUGGCAUGGUUUUACGAGCAAGCGGAAAACAACGGGGUUCUUUUUGAGAUGAUGAACUCAAGGCUGUCCAACAAAUAUACAUUUGAAGCUCAAAAUAGCGAAGACGGAGACUACCAUGCAAAUGUGGGUCUAGAUAAGUUAACAAGAAGUCUAGUGCUCGCUCUUGGAGUAUGUUACCACGCUUGUUUAGGCACACCGAAGCGCCAAAGAUACAGAAAAAUGGUCACCAAAUGUUUUAGAAAUCCAUGUGUAUUAACAGGAGGGGCGGACCAAAUAGUAGAAGAAAUCGAAUGUUGCCAAGAUGUAUUCCUUGACAAUGUAUCACUUGACAACAAUAUUGCAAGAAACACGGCGUUGAAAGAAAACGUCUUCAUGAUGGUUGUUUGCAUCGAGUUGCGAAUACCACUGUUUCUUGUAGGCAAGCCCGGAAGUUCGAAAUCGCUCGCGAAAACAAUUGUGGCUGAUGCAAUGCAGGGCAAUUGUUCUAAAUUUAAGUUGUUCAAACAUUUCAAACAGGUACAGAUGGUUUCAUUCCAAUGCAGUCCGUUGGCCACUCCGGACGGUAUUGUAGGUACUUUCAGACAGUGUGCUCAGUUUCAAGAGGAUAAGGACUUGAAUACUUUUGUUUCCGUCGUUGUUUUGGACGAGGUCGGAUUGGCAGAGGACAGCCCUCGAAUGCCAUUGAAAACAUUGCACCCACUGUUGGAAGAUGGCUGCCAAGGGGAGGAAGUACCAAAACCAUUCAAAAAGGUGGCAUUCAUUGGCAUAUCAAAUUGGGCGCUCGAUCCAGCGAAAAUGAACAGAGGUAUAUUUGUCCAAAGGGAAGUGCCUGAAUUAGACGAACUAACGAAUAGCGCACAAGGCAUAUGCCAUCGUAACAAAGUUAUUCAGUCGUUAAUUAAGCCAUUUAUUGGGCCACUAUCUAGAGCUUAUCUGGACGUGUUCAAUGACGCUUCCAAGCAGAUGCGCGAAUUUUAUGGGCUUCGCGACUUUUACAGUCUUGUGAAAAUGGUUUGUGAUUUCGUCGAAAAAUCCAAACAACCACCAACAUGCUUUGAAAUGCGUCAUGCAAUCAAACGAAACUUCGGCGGACUUGAAAUGGUCAAUCCUGAGAUACAUUUUAAACGGCAUCUUCGUCAUGUGAUGACAUGCAGUGGAACUCACCGACUUCGUGACCCAGACUGUAGCCCAAAAGGAUUGAUUGAAGCAUGCCUUUUCAAUUCUGUUCAAUUUAAAGGAGAAAGUCGUUACCUGUUGUUACUCACCGAGAACUACGGGGCUUUAUCAAUCAUACAGCAACAAAUAUUUUCAAAACGAAGAGAAAUCAGGCCAAUAACGAUUUUUGGAAGUAGUUUCCGAAGUGACCAAGAAUACACCCAGGUUUGUCGAAACAUCAACCAGAUCAAAAUCUGUAUGGAGACGGGAAAUACCGUUUUGUUACUUAACUUGGAAAAUCUGUACGAAAGUCUGUACGACGCCUUGAACCAGUACUAUGUGUACUUCGGAGGUGUGCGUUACGUGGACCUUGGCCUAGGAACCCACAGAGUCAAAUGUCCCGUUCACCAAGAUUUCAGGCUAAUCGUCGUUGCUGAGAAGCAGAUAGUUUAUAAGAAGUUCCCGAUUCCACUGAUCAAUAGGCUCGAGAAGCACUUCUUGACAAUCAAUUCAAUUCUGGAUGAGAGACAGAUACACCUCGCAAAGAAAUUGCAGGAAUGGGCUCAUAUGUUUGCCACAGAAACUAAUGAUUCCAUACGUAUGAUACGAGGACCAACAUUGCGGCAUGCAGGAGAUGUAUUCAUUGGGUUUCACGAGGACACGUGCUCUGCAAUUAUAUUGCACGUUUUUGAAAAGAACAAACAUAACAAAAUUAAAGAUCAGGAUGUUAUAGAAGAAGGAAAGCAACUUUUGCUUUGGUGUGCUACGCCAGAAUCUUUGGUCUGUAACAGUCAACUUGACCAGGCUGAAAAAGACAGAAUGACCAAGUACUAUUACGAAAGACAGGCACACGAUAGCUUCAUUCACUAUCUGAAACAUGUGCUCGAGAAAGAGAAGUGCAAUGAACUAUUUGCUCAGCUGACAUGCCAUUCAAAACUUCUGGCUGGAAAUCACGUGAAAGAGAUAUUGAAAGAAGUUACAAUGUUUCGCAGAGUGGAAAUACUAUCUUUGUCGUUGUUUGACACUGAGCAACAGUUCAGUAUUCGAGUACAACAAGCCCUGACAGCAGCAACAAAAGAGGCUACAUUGCUGAUUAUUCAAUGUGAUUCCGGGGACGUUAAUGCUAAAUUGAUUGCUUGCGCAAGAUACUGUGUUAUGGGUGAGGUUGUAAAAAUACGAGACCACCAAAAUCCGUCGUUCUUUGUGGUGUUUAUUGUGCAAUUACCUAGAAAAGCUGGCGGAUGUUUUAGUGAUUUUCAGUGCGGAGAUUGGCAUUCGGCACACAUUGACGAUUUGUUUGUUGAAGAUGAUAGCAUGCCACCUAUAAACUAUCUGGAAAACAAGCGUAUUAGUGAUAUAUUUUCCGGUACUUUGACACAUCAGCAUCCAGGACCUGUGGACACCAAACAUGUGAUGGGUACAUUAAAAACUCUUCAAGGUGUUUCCGACGAGCGUAUUGAUAUACGAAACAAAUCAGAAACCAUGGAAAUAGAAAUUUACUCACGAGACAGGGAUCGAUCGAUUGAAAUUAAUGACAUUUCGAUUCCUAAAGCACCGAGUCUUUAUUCAAUGCAACAUGCCACUUACAUGUGGGGAUUGGUUAGACAUUGUGUUCAACCAGCCUUGUCAAUGGUGAAAGAUUUACCGAAUACUGAACCAAGGGAAACCAAACGAGUUGACAUUGUUCUACGUGCAUUGCCCGAAUGCUCCAGCGAUAUGGAAAUCACCCACAAAGCUUUCUUUACUAAUGGACUCGUGGUGUGGAUUGUGAAACUAUUCAAAGAAAAAGAACGUGAAACAGGAUUUCUCUCUGAUCAAUGGUUGAUACGACAUGCGGCUGCAAUGAGAAAUAUCAAUAAGAAUGGAACACUGAGGAGAUCAUGCUACAAUACAAUCGUUUCAAAAGUCGCGCCAGUUUUUGCCGGUGUAUUUGCCUUUCUUGACACAAACAGCAACAUGGAUUUAAUAGAGUGCGAUAUUCCUUGGAAACGCGAACUAUGGCUCAAUUGCUUGAGUCUUACAAAUGUACUUCCACUUAAGUACACCGACUGUCAGUCGCUGGCGGGCGCAGAUGAACUAAAAGAAUUGCUGGUGAAAGGUACAGGGUUUGAAGGACAUGGCUUCAAACUUCGAUUGCCAUUUUCGUGGGUUGUGAUAGAUGUGGUCGACGAGUUAGUUAGGGAAAUUGUUAUCGAUACAGCUGAAGUGAAAGAAAUGAUAAACAAAUGCGUAACAGCUCUCAAAGCGUCCCCUGUAAGACAGUUAUUGUCUCAAUUUAGCAGCAGCACAGCGCCGGAUCCGCGUGAAAUAUUGCAAGAAUAUAUUUACGACUUUGUGCAAACCGUUUACAACGCUGGCACGGAUUCAGAGCUAAAUAUUGUGUGCGAGCAGAUCAUGUCGAGAUCGAUCAGCGUUGCCAAUGAAAUAGGCGGAAGUAAUGAUCUGAUUUGCCACGUUAUUUGCUGUCGCUUUGCAUACGAAGAAAUGUCGUUUAAGCUGACGUUUUUCCGAAGUAUCAAUAAUGUGUGGCCGUCUUGCAGCUCCAAAAUAGUUGAAAUCAGAAAUAUCACACCAGACCAUUUUAUGUUUAAAGAGCACGAAUUUACAUACUCAGCCUUAUGCAUGCUUCUUGAAGAACUCACUCCUAAACCAAAGGAGCUUGACAAAACAACAUCGCGUCAAGACUGGAUCAGUAAAGUGUACACAUAUCGUCACGUCGUCGAAACCAUGUUAAACACCAAGCAGAACGAUGCUCGUUACGGUUUGCACAGUGAGAACACAAUAAGGAGAGCUAGGUAA